AAUUGGUCUCACACGCUCCCCUACUUAAACACCUUUUGGGUUCUCUCUCAGAAGCUCUGUCAUGCAAAGUCCAUGGAUGAGUUUUCAGGAGAUUCACAGAGGUUCAAACCCUUUACAUUCUUAGACAUUGACACCAACAUGGAGCUAACAAACCAUUUUGCAGAAUUUAAUCCAAAUGGUUUGGAGAAUCUCAAUUUGAGUUUACAGAGUUUCAUGGGUUUCUCUAGUGACAAUUUCUUCCCUCAACAACAACCCGAAUUCGCGAUGCAAUUUGCUGAUAAUCUUCCUGGCCUGUAUCAUUCAAAUGGUCCGAAUGAAGCUCCAAUUGCUCACUCCAUAGCUUCAGCUGGAGAUUUUGUUCCUGAAUGUAAGAAGCAGAAAACAAUGGCAGUAUCAGAGAGUAGUUCAGGGAAUUCUUCUACCCCUGUUUCUGAAACUGGGUUGAACAGAAAUGAAAAGAUUAAGAGAAAGAAUAGCUUAGGGAGAGGAAAGAGAGGGAUAAGCAAUGACAAAGAAGGGGAGAAAUCUAAGGAGGUGAUUCAUGUGAGAGCAAGAAGAGGCCAAGCUACUGAUAGCCACAGUAUAGCAGAGAGGGUGAGGAGAGAAAAAAUCAAUGAGAGACUCAGAUGCUUGCAAGACUUGGUUCCCGGAUGCUACAAGACAAUGGGAAUGGCUGUAAUGUUGGAUGAGAUCAUCAAUUAUGUUCAGUCAUUGCAGAAUCAGGUUGAGUUUCUUUCUAUGAAGCUUUCUGCUGCAAGUUCUGCCCAUGAGUACAACCCAGAUAUGGAAGUCCUGGGAACAAUGCAGGGGACAAAUGCAUAUGAUGCACAAGAGAUGGAGAGGUUGAUGAGAGAAGGGUAUGGAGGUUUCACUUGCUUCCACUCAACAUGGCCUCUUUGACUGUCAUUGUGGCUCUGACUUCCAAAUGUCAUGGACCACGUAAUCAUGCUAUUCAUCUUCUGUUCUAUCUUCUCAAUCAACUCCAUCUCCUAUUCAUGUUAUAUACAUAGCUUAUAUGUGAAAGGAAACUUGUAAUACCACUAGUAGGGAAGGGAUUUAACUUAUGAUUCAAUAAUGAAGGAUCACUGGAUUAGUUGUAUUUGUCUUCA
Messenger RNA from Telopea speciosissima, 1109 nucleotides. RefSeq names its product transcription factor BEE 3-like. Lineage: Eukaryota; Viridiplantae; Streptophyta; Magnoliopsida; Proteales; Proteaceae. Gene Ontology annotation, biological process: regulation of DNA-templated transcription. Gene Ontology annotation, molecular function: protein dimerization activity; DNA-binding transcription factor activity. The record is from RefSeq and is a predicted model, not a curated record. The transcript is spliced from 6 exons. Gene Ontology annotation, cellular component: nucleus. Bases 73 to 900 code for a protein of 275 amino acids.